This is a messenger RNA of Botrytis cinerea B05.10, 2104 nucleotides long. RefSeq lists its product as hypothetical. The transcript is spliced from 4 exons. The record is from RefSeq and is a predicted model, not a curated record. Lineage: Eukaryota; Fungi; Ascomycota; Leotiomycetes; Helotiales; Sclerotiniaceae. Gene Ontology annotation, molecular function: pyridoxal phosphate binding; catalytic activity; molybdenum ion binding. Bases 549 to 1940 code for a protein of 463 amino acids.
GGAUACGCUCUUAUUAUUUAAAAUUCUUUCUAUUAUCAGAACUAGGUAGAUGCAAACACCCCUACUAUUCCGCAAAACGAUCCAAAUAACCCAGCCUUGGAGAAGACAGCAGGAGAGAAGUUGAGAGCUUAAUUUCCUAAUUUGGAAUUGUUUCCUGCCAAUUCUUGUGUGCUCCUAUCCUCCAUUUGACGCUAGUGCUUUCACAAAAAAAGAACCGGCACGAGUGACAAGAGCUACUUCAAAAGUCUCAAACGCAAUAAUACUUUCGACCUUCCUUCUAUCUUCAUCCUUUUCAACACUUUUCAUCGUUUCUCCAAUUCAUAUUCAAUUCCUUCGACUUUUCAAGAAUUAAACUCUUGCCUUGACGAGUUGCUGCUGUUUCUGCUGCUGCUGCUGCUGCCUCUAUUCCUGCAAUCCUAUUCUUGUCAUUUCAUUCCUUCUCUUCUUACGCUCUUUAAUUCGCAUCUUCCAUGUACAUUUUCUGAAUUUAGAUUGCACAUCAUCGUGCUUUUGUUUCUCAAAUCAACUCACUCACUCGCUCGCUCACUAUGUCUUCACUCAUUCAACCAUAUGUCGACCUUGCCUUGAGGCAACUCGAAAUUUACAAGGACCAAUUGAUCCAACAAAUCCCAGUCAUCUCUACGACCACAUAUGUCCUAACGAUUCUGGCAAUCUGUAUCCCCCCUAUUGUCCUCUUGGUCUUCUACGAAAUCGAACAAUCGCGACAACGCGCCGAACAGCCUAAAGGUUGUAGAAAACUUGGAUUGAAAAUCGACAGCAAUCUUACCAAUGAAUUCGAUCCCAAAUUCUCCGUGGGACGUCCUCCCAGUACUGAGGAAACAUCUGCAGAAUGGUGGAGAUUGAAGAGUAUGUGGAUCUAUCCAGUCAAGAGUUGUAAAGGGGUUGAGUUGGGUAGAGGAACCAUUAUUGCAAGCGGAAUGGAAUACGAUCGUCAAUUUACCUUUGCACAAUUGAAAAGUCCAUUUCCCGUCGCAGAGAACGAUCCAAAUUCACAAAAGGCAGCUCACAAAUGGGAAUUUAUUACUCAACGACAAUUUCCAUUGUUGGCGAAAGUUAGGACCGAAAUGUGGGUUCCAGAUCAAAGCGUGGAUACAUAUGCUCCUCAUAUCGAUGAUGUUGAGAGUGGAGGAGUUAUAAUCAUGAGUUUCCCAUAUCAAGAACCUGGAUGGAGAGGAACAGUUGCAAGUUGGGGUGCCAAAGUUAUGGGAACCGUUCCUGAAAAACAAUUCCGUGUGCCAUUCGAUCCUUCGCCAGUCCAAAUUGAAAAAGCAGGUUAUACUGUUGAGAAGAUGACCAUCUGGAGGGAAACGGUUGAUGCUUUGAAUGUGGAAAUUGAGAUUCCAGAAGAACUCAGAUAUUACCUUGGUAUCAGCAAUAAGUUGGGUUUGUUCAGAGUUGAUAGCGCAAAGCCGAGAGAAGUUUUCAGAAAUGCGCCUUCAAAGGAAGAACUUGGGUAUCAACCAGUUACUGGAUUUCAAGACGCUUAUCCUAUCCACAUGAUCAAUCUUGCUAGUAUUCGUGAUGUUGAGAGUAAAAUGCCAAAGGUUAAGGGGGCUCCAAGAUUAUCCGCAGGACAAUUCCGUGCCAAUUUAAUCAUUACCGGACCUCCAGCUUACCACGAAGACGAUUGGCGACGAAUUAAAAUUGGGUUUUACGAAUACGAUGUUUCUUGUCGUACAGUAAGAUGCAAAAUGCCAAAUGUAAAUCAAGAAACUGGAGUUAGACAUCCAUCCGAACCCGAUAAAACUUUACGAACCUUCAGAGCUAUUGAUGAAGGAGCCGGAAAGAAUUUAGGAUGUUUGGGUAUGCAAUUAGUACCUACUACUAAAGAUGGAGCACUGCGGGUUGGAGAUGAAAUUACGGUGUUGGAAGUUGGUGAACAUCAUUAUCAAAAAUUAUUCCCGGAAUUGAAUAAUUGAUUGCUAGGCGAACAUUCUUGUAUUGUGUUGUCUGUGUAUCAAGAGAGUACAGGAGUAAUGGACAUAUAAAAUAUGGAAUGGUAGCAAGGAGUUUGGGAUUGAUCGGUCGGCUGGAUGGAUGGCUGACUGAAUUACUUUACAUAUAAAUACUUUUUUUCUCUUCA